GUCACAGAGGCACAGCAGGACCUUGUUGAUGGCAAUGCCAGAGCAAAGAGCCCCUUUUGUGGAUGUUCCUGCUGAGUCCAGCCUGAGAUGCUCCUGGCCCUGGCACUCACAGGCGUGGCAGGAGCCAAGAGCCACGAUGUGGGGGGAGAUGAUGGAUUACAAAAGUGGCCGGGAAAUUUCUCAUACAUUUCCUGCAAGGUUUGAAGUCAAUCCUCCCUGUAUGACACCUCCUCCCUCCUCUUCACAGCUGCUUCUCAUUUCCCAGCCAUACUCUUCCUGUUUUGUUAGCUUUUUAUUUAUUUUUUUUUUCCCCCUAAAUGAUUUUUUGGGAAGGUGGGGGGCUGUGUUGAACAGCUGCACACAAUUCCCCCCUGGCCAUGCCUGCACCCAUCACUAUAUAUAGCCUCAGACAAGCCAAACAAAUGAGCAGGGCUGGGGUUAAUAAUCAGAAAAUGGAGUUGAGCUGUCUCUGAACUGUGAUUUACUGGGACCCAGGCCAGGCGAGAUCCUCCUCACGCCCUCGCUGCAGAGUCGUCCGCAGGGACCAGCCCCUUCAAAAGAGGAGAAAUGAUUUUUAAAUGCCUUUUCUCCAGCUGAAACUCGAGAUGGGAAAUGGUUCAAGCAGAUUUGCCGGUGGGUGAGGUCUCCAGGGCGGUGCUGGCGUGAUGUGGAGCGAUGCUGGGUGUUGGUGAUGCCUUCUCCAUCCUUAGAAGCUCAGAGCUGGGGGAACAGAGUAUCAGGUUCUUUUAUCUGAUAACAGUGCCAUAAAAAUGCCAUGAAGAAGUUUUUUCACCUGUUGGACCUCUGCAGGGCUGGUGUCUCCGGGCUUUUAGAGGUGGGAGAAGGAUGACCACGAUCCUUCCUUUCCACUGCCAUUUCUCCCAUCAGCAUGAAAGGAUAAUUAAUGCUCGGGCUGGGAAUCUCCAGGACAGGUUGAGUGUGAUUCUCCAAGGCAGGAGCAGGGCAGGGAGCCCAGCUCCUCUCCUGGGAGAGUUUCUGUGCUCUCUGCACAAAGCAGGGCAGCCUCAGCGGAAGAGGUGGAGGAUCCUCCCGGGAGGAUCCUCCUGCCUGCUGGACAUUUCCCUUCCCUCCAACAGAGGCAAAACCCGAAGCCAGUCCCACAUGAGGCCACCUGCUGCUGUUGGAUGGGGUGGGGGUGAGGCAGGAAGAGCAUCACUGUCUCCUCCUGGAGCUGAACCCUCAAGGUCCUUCAGCAAGGUGAAGGCAACGCCCUCGGAAAGGUUUUGGAGGUGGAAUUCCAGGUGGAAGGAGCCACCUCCUGCCAAGACUCAGGCUUGCAGGACAGUCCUCACUCUCCUGCUUUCCUUCUUGCACUCCUCAUCCUCAGGAGCUCUUCCAGGUUGUGCUCCCAGCACAGUGGGAGCAGAGCCCAGAGCUGCUGAGCUGAGCUCCUGGCAGAUCCAGAAGAUGAAGCUGUGUCCCCAUCCCUCAGCAUUCCUGCAGAUCCAGAAGAUGAAGCUGUGUCCCCAUCCCUCAGCAUUCCUGCAGAUCCAGAAGAUGAAGCUGUGUCCCCAUCCCUCAGCAUUCCUGCAGAUCCAGAGCAGGCACUGCUGGAUGAAGUUGGGCCCAGGAUGUCGCUGUCUUGGGGGGAAGUUCCCAUCUCAGGACUGUCAGAGGAGGAAAGAACACUUUUCUGACCCCAAAAACACUUUUCUCACCCCAAAAUCCCAAAGCUCGUGUCUGGGAAGUGCUUCAGGAGCUGAGCUCUGUCCCUGGCUGUGCCCUGGGAUGGGGCUUGGAGUUACCUGAUUUAAUGAUGAUUUAAUGUUGAUUUAAGGCUGAUUUAAGGUGUCCAUGCCCAUGGCAGGGGUGGAACAAGAUCAGCUUCAAGGCCCCUUUCAACCCAAACCAUUCGGGAAUUUUGUGUGUGUACGGAUUUAUUUCCCACCUGCUCUCUCAGACUGCCCCUUUUCCCUUCGUUCCUCUCUAAACAGCGCAAUUUCCCUUCCCGCUGGGACCGGGAGCGCUGGGUUAAUGCCACCGUCAUCGGGUGUCAGCUCUGCACAAGCACUUAACCCUCUGCGAGCUGGGAAAAAACAAAAGGGAAGGAGAGGAAAAAACCCAAUUCUGUGCCGGUGACACUUUCUCCCGGCCAACAAACAAAAGUUUUAUGAGCUGAACCCUCUGGAUGCUGCAUUCCAGCUUGGUAACAUUUCGGUAACACAUUGCAAACGUUUGACUCAUAGAAACUUGGACGGCUGGAGCCGGGGGAGGGGGAAGAGCGUCACAUUCCCAUUCCCGGGAAGGGUUUGGUUGUCGGAUUUAUUAUUUUUUUUU
This is a messenger RNA of Poecile atricapillus (Black-capped chickadee), 2298 nucleotides long. RefSeq lists its product as uncharacterized. Lineage: Eukaryota; Metazoa; Chordata; Aves; Passeriformes; Paridae. The coding region runs from base 847 to 1770 and encodes 307 amino acids. The transcript is spliced from 2 exons. The record is from RefSeq and is a predicted model, not a curated record.